This is a messenger RNA of Synchiropus splendidus (mandarinfish), 1754 nucleotides long. RefSeq names its product VPS37D subunit of ESCRT-I (gene vps37d). The coding region runs from base 70 to 972 and encodes 300 amino acids. Gene Ontology annotation, cellular component: ESCRT I complex. Gene Ontology annotation, biological process: ubiquitin-dependent protein catabolic process via the multivesicular body sorting pathway; protein targeting to vacuole; protein targeting to membrane. The transcript is spliced from 4 exons. The record is from RefSeq and is a predicted model, not a curated record. Lineage: Eukaryota; Metazoa; Chordata; Actinopteri; Syngnathiformes; Callionymidae.
CAGUUUCACAUUCCGAUGACAGAGAUGUGAGCGUCUGUGUGGGCUCGAACCGUCUUCAACCGCAACACGAUGUCGAACCCGAAGGAGCCCGGUGUUCCGGACGGAUACAGAAGUCUGAGCUCGGAAGAACUCGCCGAGCUUCUGCACGACGACGACAAAAUGGACCGAAUCAUCCGCAUGAACGAGAAGUUUCAGGAGCUUCAAGUGGAGCGGGAGUCACUGCUCAGCUCCAACCGAACUCUGGCAGAGGAAAGUCUAGCCAGGCGACCUCGUCUUAGUCACGGCAAAGUCCAGCUGGCGGAGAAGUACCGGGAACUGUCCUGCCUGGCGAGCGCGUGCAGUGGGAAGCAGAGUCGCAUGGAAACUGGCGUCCAGAACCGAAGCCUCCAGACAGCUCACACUCUUCUGCAGGAGGAGGUGACGCGGGCAGAGGAACACUCGGAGGAGCUUCUGGAAAAGUUCAUGGAGGGACACAUGAAUCUUGACGACUUUCUGGACUCCUUCCAAAGCUCCAGAAAGACAUAUCACGUCCGACGCGCUCAAGCAGAGAAGAUGCAGGAGGCAGCGACGCAAGGGGGUCAACGGAUGGGAAAGAAGUUGGAACCUGAGAGUAAAGUGCUGGAAGUAAAAAGGGAUACUGACACACAGGAUCCUCAGCGGCCGAAUGGCUUUGUGGCUCAGGGACCCCUGCGGGUGUUCCAGGUCCGUUACGGCCUCACGCCAGCCAUUCUGCUCCCCCACUACCCUGUGUCCUCGCCAUCAGCGCCCAACCAUCAAAGCAGCACCCCUGUGCCCGACCACCCAGUGGGACAGACCCACAUCCUUAGUCCGACGUCACAGGUACCGGGUCACGGCGCUGCUGUCGGACUCAGAGUCAUCGGACAGUUGCCGGGUGGCUGGGCGGCGAGCGGGCGGCCGGUCCGUGUACAGCAGCUGUACCGGCCGAACCAGCCGGAGCCGCCGUUCCGGUGAAACCCAGGAUUAAAGAGGAGGACUGAUGCCAAGGGGAGCCAGUUUGAUGAGGACAACAGAAGGGAAGAUUUAUUAUUUUUAAUAUUUCAUCAGAAGCACAAACGCUCGCAGGAGCAGGGAGAGCGUCUUCAUCUUCAUCAUCUCAGCGGACUUGGCGGGCGGCACGUAACCCAGAAGCCUUCACUGAUUUAUUUAUUCAUGUAAAUCCGUUUCUGAACUUCAAAGCCUGCGUUCGUCUGGAUGAUGAAGCGUCUUCUCUUAUUCUGGAGGGAGGAUUUAAGCCAGCAGGAAGUGGGCGGAGCUUCCUCUGGUUUCAACGACUGGUUGGGUGAAAUGAUUCCGCUGUUUGAUGAACAAGUGCAUGUUUACUGCUCAGCUACAUGAAAAUGCCUUCAGCCGGUGCCCAGUCGCCUCAAAUAUUCAAAUGAAGACUCGCGUUUUUAUUAAGUGGCGACGACUUCUGGCAUUUAUGAGUCAUACCGCUAAUUCCAGAUCAUCAGUGGAAUCUGCACAAAUUAAGCGCCAGUCCAGUGUGUUGCUCCAGGGAGGACACUUCCUGCUCUCCCGAGAGAAACACACGAAACAUGUUCAGGUGUUGCUGACGGUGCUGUUGGUGCCCCUCCUUAUAUUCAGUGAAAACGUGAACCGAAUACAACUGACCUUCAUCUGAAGUUUAAGCCACUAAACAAUGUGAAGAGAUGAAAGCGACGUAACUGGGCGCCGGCUCUUCCUCACAUGCAGUUUGUCCUCUCAGGGAUGAGCUCUUCAGUCGACCAGCAAGG